CGUCUUUAUCUAAGAUGGUGGCGAUGGCGAUGGCGAUGCGAGCGGCCGGUCUGUGAGUGCCACCGGCCAGCCAAUGGUGGGACCCAGUUCAACCGAGCCCGAGGCGGGAGUUGACCCGGGGGCACCGAACGGCUCGGGAUGCGCGGCUGCCAUCGUCACGCCGCUGCUCGACGCAGACAAGGAGGUGAAAAAGCUGCAGGACCUGGUCAAAAAGCUGGAGUUGCAGAACGAGCAGCUCCGGUGUCGGAGCGGCCGCGGCCGCGGGGGGAAGGCGCUCACCGGCGGCGGGGACAGGCCGCCCCCUCCGGCCAACGGCGAUCUGAUCGAGCGCGCCCCUGAUGUCCUGGACGUGGAGCUGGGUCCCGGUGACCCGCUUCUGGCCGACUGCGAGGCAUUGUUGAGCAACGUCCUCCCCGGGGUGGCCAGGUGCUACUCGGAGGGGGGUGAAGAGCAGCCGCCGCCGGUUUAUCUGGAGGAGGAUAUCCUGGAGCUGGAACCGGACUUCGGGACUGUGGAAGAAGACAGCUGGUUAUAUGUUUCACCAAAGAAGACAGCAACAACAGAUGCAAACCAGAAGGCACAAAGUCCUCUCAAAUGGUGCAGGCAGGUGCUUGAUCAUCCUAGCCGAGAGACUGAAGCUGCUUGCCGCAGUCUCAUGUGCAGACUUGAUCAAGCCAACAGAUGGAGAAACAUCUAUUGCACUCCGUUUGCUUCAACCUGUGCUUAUAGCAACAAUACAGAUGUCACUUCGUGUAGCAAUCUCUCAAACUCUUCUGGUUUCCUCAAAACAUCUACUAAACCAGUACUAACCUAUGGCAGUUCAGGUUAUCCAAAUAUUCACUCAGCACUAAGUUCCCAGUCAUCCAUUGACAGUGAGUUGAGCACUUCUGAUGACUCCAUCUCCAUGGGGUAUAAAUUGCAAGAUUUGACAGAUGUCCAGAUAAUGGCUCGAUUACAGGAAGAAAGUCUCCGUCAGGACUAUGCUUCUAGUUCAGCAUCUGCAUCCCGCCGCAGCUCUAGUGCCUCAUUAAAUUCCCUCCGGAGAGGUACUUACAGUGAUCAGGAAUUUGACACUUACAGUUUGGAUGAUGAUGAUGAAUAUGAUUACUCAUUACCCCAGCACAGUGUGCAUAGAUAUUCACCUUCUCCACGAAAUUCACCUCGAUCGCAGUCUCCAGUUCGUGGCGCAGCAACUGCGGGCAGAGUUCGGCCUUCACGGCGCUGUUUGCAGGGUCGUGUAUCGGAGCUGAUGAAUUAUACAAAAAAUCAAGAGGAAAUGCGUCGUAGUAUGCCCAAUCUGGCCAAGUCUGGAAUUCGCUCCUCUGAUUCGGGUAGAAACAGUCGAAGCUUUGAAUCUAAUUUGCAAAUACCCAGCAGUCGAAUUUCACGAUUGCAGCAGUCUUCGGCUGGUUCUUCUGGUAAGCUCAGGUACACUACUGGGAACAGUGGCCAGAUUUCUCCCUCCAGCAGACAGUCAGUGAAAGCUAUUGCAAAUAGUAAUUCUCCCUUGACAACAAGGCAUCCAGUGAAAACAGGAUACCCAUGUUCUGGGAGUACUGUUCGUAGAAUCCAGUCUCCAACUUGUUCAAGCAUUUCUUCACCUACUGGCAUUGCCACGAAUGGAAGAUCUUCUAGUUCAGCUCCUGUUCCUAGGAGCAUCCCUACUAAGUCACGGGUUGCUAGCACUUGCACUCCUACUUCCACAGUUUCCAAGACCAAGCUUUUGCAGCCAUCAAGAAGGACACUGCAACUCCCGAAGACACACAGCACUGUGACAGAAGACAAAUGGAAAGAAGGCUGUUAUUGAGGAAAGCCCAAAGAUUCACAAACUGCUGGCACCUGAUGAAGUGAAAGCCCAGCUGGCUGGGCAGAAGUCCAAUUUAAAUCAAACGAGAGAAAAAUUCAGUUUCUGGUAAUGAACAAUAUUUUGUAAAGACAGGUUUUAGACGUCAGAGACUGUCUGUGCCAGGAUUCUGCCUCCUGGGCUCCUGUUGAUUGCAUCAUCAGUCCAGUUAUAUGAAGUCAGAUUGGGUCAUGUAGGUAUCUUUAAAUCUAGUUUACAUAUUUAUGCAUUGCAAAUCCAAACUCUCCAAACUGAUCUUGAACUUGAGGUAAAAUUAUGUACUACUCAAUCUUUUAAAUAGCGAAGUCAAUCACAAUUUGUUUUGAUGCUUUAACAUCUAAUUUCUUUAUCAUUCCUUUCUUAAAUCAAUGCACAACAGAAGAAGGCAAAAAAAUGAGAUCAGUGUUUGGAGAUGUCUGUAGUUGCCAAGUGCUUGAACAUUCCUUUGCUCAGUUCUAUUCAAAGGCUUGCAAUUUAUUUAAAGAUUGGUUCAUAAGAGCCACAGCAUUGUUUUUUUGUAUGCGGUAAUGUUGCAAUUGAUCAAACCAUAUUGCAUGAACAUUAGGAGUCUAUCUUUCUCAAGUACUUGUUGCAUUCUGCAGGAGCAGCUGAGAACAUUGUUCAACUUUGUAAGUUGAGUAUCUAAUAUCCUUACAGCGCUCCAAAUGUUUAACUAAACUUGCCUACUCCCUUAAGGCGGUGCUUACCAAUAAUUUUUUUUCAACAAAGAAUCCAUUUUAAUGACUUGUGGUUCAAGUGAAAGUUUGGAUGUGGGGAUUUAGGGGGUAUGGAUUAAUGAAUGGGAUCCCACAUGGUGGAUAUUUAUUGGUGGGGUAUAGUGUUUAAAACUGCUGAGAAAAUUUCACACUCACUUUUUAUUGACUGUGGUUCAGAGGCAUUUGAGCCUCCAAACAGGCCACGAGGGCAUGUCUACCAACAGGAAAUAAAACCAGUUAAAAGGGGACCUUAAAGCUGUCAAAAUACAGUUCACGUUUUGCAGCCACCUUUGCCUCGAAGCUUGUCACCCCAAAAUCUUGUGAACUCACUAGGUGUCAGUUUGGAAUGUCCCUACCCCACGGUACAAAAACAUACACCCAAGCGUGUUGAAGUGAAAAUUUAACCAGUAUUUCUUGUGAUGUGGUGCAGUAAGUUUAAAAGUUUCAAGAACAUUAAGUUACUGAUCCUGUCAACUACUCCACUAAAUCUACUGUAACAUUUGAAAUGAUGUAAUAGAUCCUGUGUUCUGUGGUGGUGGUGAUCAAUUGCUGUUAGUUAUUCUUCCACAGUUUCCAGCUACUGCUAAUUUGCCUGCUGUACCAAAAAUCAACUGACUUUUUUUUUACCUCGUGCAAAGAUACUGCCUGUGCACAGAAGGUCAAAUGUCUUAUGUUUGCACAGUGAAUGUUUGAUCUCUGGACAUCUUUUCAACUGAAAGAGAAAUUGACUGCAUUGUAGUUGCAUGGCACCUGAUGUGAAGUUGGAAUGCUUCAGGAGAAGAUGAAUUGAGAUAACUCUUGUAAAACCUAGAAUAUUUGAUUGGGAAAGGGUAAAGAAAAAAUCAGCCCAUCAGUCUCAAUAUUUCUGUAUGAAAUUGAAGUUUUCAGUUAAUUUAAAUAAUUCCAAAAGAGAACAUUUUGAGCAGUAAGUAGUCUAUAGCAAGUUUCAAUAAUAAACUGCUAAAUACAGGUACACAAUCCUUUAUCCAAAAUCUUCGGGGCCGGUUUUUCGGAUUUCAGAAUAAAUGACACUUUCACAGUGAAAUAAAAAAAAAUUACCGAACAGCAGACCCAUGUGUAACCAGUACAAGUGCUAAGAUGCAGUUGACGCCUGCCAGUGCUGGGCCAUGCCAUCAUGUCACAUUUGAGUGACGUGAGUUGAGUUUGGUCACCUGUUCGCACACCAAACAACCUUGAUAUGCAGAAAAAAACUUUACAAUAAAAACGCCGGAUUUUGGAAUUUGAGAUAAAGGAUUGUGUACCAGUACUAUACUUUUAAAUUAGCAGUAUACCCCAUUUAUAUACAAUUUACCUGGUUGGUUGAUUCAAUUACUCUAUUUCUUGGAGUGAGAGAAAGUAUCAGUUACAUACUGGUCAGCAGCAAACUGGUUGAAGUGUGGGAUUGAAUCUUCAAAAUAUGUUUCUUAUGCAACUAAUCCCCGUAAGUUAGUAGUAAGGUCUGUGCUGUGAUGUGAAUUUUACAAUUGCCAUUCUCAAGCAGCUGAUUUACCCAACUAGCUUGUUUUGAAUUUUAGUUCUUAAAGGACAUUAUUGAAGAACUUUUGAAUUUGUGAUUACGGAGUCUUUAUAAGAUAGAAGUGUUAACAGUCUGUUUAUAUUCAGUUGUAGACUAGCAUGAAGUCAUGUAUGUGUUUUUAUUUCCUUCCUAUGCCAGCAUUGAUUGGGUAAGUGUC
Molecule: messenger RNA, 4253 nt
Organism: Hemiscyllium ocellatum (epaulette shark)
Lineage: Eukaryota; Metazoa; Chordata; Chondrichthyes; Orectolobiformes; Hemiscylliidae
Product: SLAIN motif-containing protein-like
Exons: 8
Coding region: 74-1807 (577 amino acids)
Biological process (GO): cytoplasmic microtubule organization; microtubule nucleation; positive regulation of microtubule polymerization
Cellular component (GO): microtubule plus-end
Source: RefSeq, a predicted model, not a curated record